Salvelinus namaycush (lake trout) is the source of this 798-nucleotide messenger RNA. Its product is annotated as uridine phosphorylase 1-like. Gene Ontology annotation, molecular function: uridine phosphorylase activity. Gene Ontology annotation, biological process: nucleotide catabolic process; uridine catabolic process. Gene Ontology annotation, cellular component: cytosol; cytoplasm. The coding region runs from base 1 to 783 and encodes 260 amino acids. NCBI's taxonomy places the organism in Eukaryota, Metazoa, Chordata, Actinopteri, Salmoniformes, Salmonidae. The record is from RefSeq and is a predicted model, not a curated record. The transcript is spliced from 5 exons.
AUGAUUGAUUUUCUUAGUGAUGGCACUGUCUAUGUACAUAACCCACACCUGGAUGGGAUGAAAGAUGACUUUCUCUACCACUUUAACCUGGGGACCUCCACACACAACCUGCCUGCCAUGUUUGGGGAUGUCAAAUUUGUGUGUGUUGGGGGCAGUCCCUGGAGAAUGAAGUCCUUCAUAGAGUACAUUGCUGGAGAGCUGAGUCUGGAGGACCCCAAGGCUGAGUACCCCAACAUCUGUGCAGGAACUGACCGCUAUGCCAUGUACAAGAUUGGCCCCGUGCUGUCCGUCAGCCAUGGCAUAGGUAUCCCCUCCAUCGCCAUCAUGUUACACGAGCUCAUCAAGCUCCUCUACCAUGCUCGCUGCACUGAUGUUACCAUCGUUCGCAUUGGGACCUCCGGUGGAUUAGGCCUCGAGCCUGGCACGGUUGUUGUCACCAAGCAGUCAGUAGACGCCACCUUCCUGCCCAGGCUGGAGCAGGUCAUCCUGGGGAAUACUGUGGUGCGCAGCACGGACCUGCACCAAGGUCUGGCUGAAGAGCUGCUCCAGUGUAGCAAGGACCUGGGUCAAUUUGAGACGGUCAUCGGAAACACUAUGUGCACAAUGGAUUUCUAUGAAGGACAAGCGCGCCUGGAUGGGGCCUUCUGCUCCUACACAGAGAAGGAUAAGCAGGACUACCUGACCAAGGCCUAUGAGUCUGGGGUUCGUAACAUCGAGAUGGAGUCUUCUGUGUUUGCUGCCAUGUGUCAACUCAGCGGUCUGAAAGGUACACCACUGGUGUAGUUGUAGCUAUCCAUG